AUGUGUAACCACGUUUUGAUUCAGAUGGUUUCGAUCAAGGAAAUCCGCAAUAAGCACACUGGUUUAUCUGAAGGCUAUGGCUUUGUGGAGUUUCUUUCGCACGAUGUGGCUGAUAACGUUUUGAAGAAGUUUAAUGGAACAUAUAUGCCGAAUACAGAUAUGCCUUUCCGUUUAAAUUGGGCCAAUGCCUUUGAUUCUCUAUUCUACAACACCUUCUCAGAGAUCUAUCUUUCGGUUAAAGCUGCAACAGCUGUCAUAGAUGCAUAUACUGAUAGAUCAAAGGGUUUUGGUUUUGUGAGGUUUGGAGAUUUGAGAAAGAUGAAUCCCGAGCUGCUCUCGAUUCCGUCCUCAUUUGUGGGUGGUCGUCCAAGGCCGCGUCGUCCUUUUACCGAUCCUUUCUCAUUCCCCGUUCCUUCUUGGGGAGACGUUCCAGAGGCUGUUAGUGAAGCGGUUCCGAUGGCGCCCCUGAGAAGGCUCCGUUCUUGUUUUUCGACGACGGUCCCCGUUCUGAGAUCCGAGAGGGGGACCAGGCUAACAUGA
Messenger RNA from Brassica rapa (field mustard), 540 nucleotides. RefSeq names its product polyadenylate-binding protein RBP47C-like. Gene Ontology annotation, molecular function: mRNA binding. Gene Ontology annotation, cellular component: cytosol. NCBI's taxonomy places the organism in Eukaryota, Viridiplantae, Streptophyta, Magnoliopsida, Brassicales, Brassicaceae. The record is from RefSeq and is a predicted model, not a curated record.